Molecule: messenger RNA, 2155 nt
Organism: Hypomesus transpacificus
Lineage: Eukaryota; Metazoa; Chordata; Actinopteri; Osmeriformes; Osmeridae
Gene: aebp2
Product: AE binding protein 2
Exons: 8
Coding region: 133-1503 (456 amino acids)
Biological process (GO): regulation of transcription by RNA polymerase II
Cellular component (GO): ESC/E(Z) complex
Source: RefSeq, a predicted model, not a curated record
AGUCACGUCACGUUUCUCCUCCCCUUUCGUCCUCCCAGCCCGGUGGUGAGUGGUAGGCAGAGAGAGAGGAGAGAGAGGGGGGACGAACCACACUAACAACUUCUCUAAUCAGCUACAUUUGGUGCUAAAAUUAUGGCUGCGGCAACAACUGACGGAACCGACCAAGAUUCCCCAUCAACUAGUGACCAUAACGGUACCGGGGACACUGGGGAAGACGGUGAGAAGACACAGGGCCUCCCAGACUCGAAACAGGAACCGGGUGACAACGAGAAUGGUGUAGAAAUGGACGUUAACGACGGGCGAGCCGGCGGAGAGGAGCACGAGAAACCGUCUCCAGAUUCCAACGUCUCUAAAGAAACGGUUUUGAGAAACGCAGAACGGGAAAUGGGCUGUAAACUCUCUGUACCGGGGAACAGUCCCGAGCAUGAGCGUCAACCGAGCAGCUCUGAUCCCGUGGAGAGCUCGAGGGGGCUGAAAGAAGAACAAAGAGAGGAGAGCGUGCCCUCGCCUCCCUCGAGCGUGCCCUCGCCUCCCAGCGACCUGAAGACUAGAGACGAUUCUACCGAGAAAAACGAUCACGGAAUCAAGAGACGGGCCAGUUUGGAGAUCUCGUCCUCGGAUGGGGAACCGCUGAGCCGAAUGGAUUCCGAGGACAGUAUCAGCAGCCCCCUGGUGGACCAGGAGAGCACCCUGUCCAGCGGGCGCUCCACCCCGGCCAUGAUGCACGGUGGAGCGGGGAUAUCUGGGGGCAGCAAGGGCUACGCCUGCCUCUGGGACGGCUGCUUGAGGGGCUUCCUCUCCAGCCCCGACCUGGCGGAGCACCUGAGGGCGGAGCACCUGAGGGCUGCCCACGGACACACCCACACAGGAGGGGUGUUUGUGUGUCUGUGGAAGGGCUGUAAAGUGUUCAACACCCCAUCCACCAGUCAGAGCUGGCUCCAGAGACACAUGCUGUCACACAGCGGAGACAAGCCCUUCAAGUGUGUGGUGGGGGGCUGCAGUGCCACCUUUGCCUCCCAGGGGGGGCUAGCGCGCCAUGUGCCCACUCACUUCAGCGCCCAGAGUUCCAAGCUGGCCAAUCAGAGCAGGGGGAAGGAGGAAUCUCCCUCUAAGGCGGGGCUUAACAAGAGGAGGAAGCUGAAGAACAAACGAAGGAGGUCCUUACUCUGCUCUCUCGCUCCAGCGCGCCCGCACGACUUCUUUGACGCCAUGACGAUGGACGCCAUCCGGCACCGUGCCAUCUGCCUGAACCUGGCCACACACAUCGAGAGCCAGGGACAGGGACACAGCCUGGUGUUCCACAGCACGGUGAUAGCCAGGAGGAAGGAGGACAGUGGCAAGGUGAAGGUUCUGCUGCACUGGACACCUGAGGACAUCCUGGCUGAUGUGUGGGUGAGUGAGAGCGAGCGUCCCCAGCAGAAGACCAAGGUGGUCCACCUGUCCCAGCUGCCCCCAGACACAGCUGUGCAGCUUGCCCCUAGCAUCUACAGGAUGUUCUUCUAGAGACAGGAAGUGCACGUGUCACGUCCUGCGGCCCUGCCAGGAGAGAACAUGAGCUGCAAUCCUUCACCCCUCCUUCCACCAUCUCUCCUUCCUCUCAGGGUUCAUGCCCUCAGGGGGGUUCACCCCUCCUUCCACCAUCUCUCCUUCCUCUCAGGGUUCAUGCCCUCAGGGGGGUCACAUUUCUCCUGGGGGACAGAUGUCAUUAGCUUGUCCACCAGCAUCCUGAUCUCUACGUAGAGAAAACUGUAAAUACUUCCUGAAGAUUUGUAAUAUAUUUUUAUACCUGCAGAUUUACCUGUAGAUAAGGUUGUAUUUUCUCUGCUCUACUGUGUUUUUAAUAUAGAUGUUUUAAAAGAUUGCAAUUGUACAUUGUGAUAGAAUUAUAGUUUUUGAAUGUUAAAAAAAAUGUCACAGCGCCUGUGUACCAUCAGAUGAUGAUGAUGGUGAAGAAGGCCAGUAUUCUGGUCUUUCUGUGUGUGUGCAGGAAGUGUCAGAAAUAGGGGUUCCAGAGCUGAGUGUGUGUUCUAGACCAGCAUGUUGUAACAGGAUGGACUGUACUGCAGAGCUGUGUGUGUGUGUACUAGUUUAUUAACAUUAACUUGACUUUUUAAUAAAACAGAAAACCGUGUUGAAGAUAAUGGUGGUUGUGUCA